AUCUCAUGAUUUUCGUAUAAAAACCAUAUACUAUUAUUGCCGUAAUUUUCCGAAUGGCCAUCCCAUUUUCCGAAUAUGUCAAAGUUGGGGGGGUUAACCACCCCCCCAAUACCCCCCCUCGCUACGGCCCUGACGGAAGGCUUGCAUGACUUCACGCCAAGCAUUAUUAAAUAUUCAAUAACAUUGGCUUACAUACGUCAAAGUAUUAAAAUGCAAAUUAGAACAGAUUACAAGUAAAAAAAAGAACUCAAGUCAAGAGCACUAUAUCACAACAGAACUCGUGGCUACAGCUAAACACAAGAAAGGUUUUACAAGAGUAAAGUAAAGGACUUGUGUUCUAGAAUUGGAAAGCUGUUUACUUGUCUUCGUUAUUUUCGUUUUAUAAAUUACGUGCGUGGCGUGAGGUGUGACAAUAAUUAUUGAAUAUUGUUUGUCUGACGUGCAAACAGCGAUAAUUUUGAAAGUCAACAACUCCCCUGCUGGUAUCAGCUCGAUUUCUUUUAAAGGUUCCCGUACGUGAUAUAUCAGUUCAUAACAGAGUGAGGAUAUACUGUAGUCUGUAUACAGACUUAAAGAUAAACGGAAAUAUAUAUAUCUUGACUCUUGUACCGAAACUUGUCCAGAAAAUGCCGGCUCAUAGAGUGAGGAUUGAUCAUGAGGUAUUGACUUCGGGUAUGUGAAUUUAAUUUACUAUUAUUAUUUAGUUAAUUUUUAUUGACUGGUUUGUAGGCACUGUCGACGUAGUUGUAAAUCAUCUCAGACUUAUAUUUUAUCGCAUAUAUAUCAGUUUGUCAGUAUUUAACUAUUGUGAGCUAAUUACCAGACAAGUACUAGCUAGCUACUAUGUUUUUUCUGUCGACUAUGCCUAUGGCUAUGGGUGCCUAGCGUGAUUCGUUAACCCGAUUAACGACUAAUUGUAACUUGGCUUGGACUCGGGCAAAAUCAGACUUGUUACCAACGGGCGUCAAAGUAUCUAGUGAAACUAGUAAGUUAGUACCAUUUCACUGACACUGGCCGAAAUUAGUGAUUGUUGCAGCCAAAUUGGCAUGUUGCAGUAUGCCACGGUGAACUAGUAUAAAUAAAAAGUAUAUAAAUAUUUGUUAUUGGCGAUUUCCAAGUUCACGAUAAAAAAAACUGUGCAAAAUGACUAAUUGGUCGCAGACAAAUUGACUGGUGACUGGACUCGGAGUGAAUGACAGCUUGUGACUCCAUUAGUCGAGGGCAUGGUAGAAAACGCGGGUACCGGGUACAAAAAGCGACUUGACUUGCGGUUAAGACUUAGUUGUUCGAAAGCCGAUCAGUGCGACUUGAAACCUCAUGCAGGCUAACGAAGCAAGUCAAGUUGUUGAAGCAAGUCAAGCAAACUUCCCAUGCAGUUCCCAACCGCUUGUUUAGAAACAAGGAAAUACUGACCCUCCUUUCACAAUCUUGUCCGCAGUAUUAAUUGAAGUUCUAUUUCCUGAAGUUUUGAGUGAAACGGAAUCAUGAACAGAUGCGAGAAAUAUACGCAGAAACCAAAACUCGGUUGAGUUUUGCUUGUUAAAUACCGUUAAACCCCAGCCAAAGAUUAACACAGGAAGCCCCAUUGUGUCUAUCCGCACGACAACUUACAAAAUAUCAAACAGGCGUUUUGAAACGGCGAAAAUUUGCGACUGCUAAUGGAGAUUGCCCAAGGACAAGUGGACUAAAUUUUGGUAGAAUUGGAAUGAAAAUUUGAUGAGUGAGAAAUUUGAAAAAGCCGCGAGCAGACUGCUUUGCUGGUAGAGCCAGUUGCAGUUUCCUAGUGCUCUCUUGUUAAAUGAUUCCGGUUCAAUAUAAUAUUGUAAUGUUGCAAUCUCAAUAUAUCACAAAAGAAACUCCCCCUUGCGAUAGUAACAUAUAUAGUUUUAGCUUAUAUAACGAACACUCGAUCUGAACCACUUCCAUAAAACGGACUAAAAUCAAUAUAUACUAUUGAAAUUCUAACAUAAACCCAGUGUUCCCUCCAUGUGGAAGCAACUUCUUUGACCUUGUGUGACUCUAUAUAUUAUACAUGCCCAUCUCCUCCUCCGCAUGCAGGCCUUUCAAAAAUCAGGGAGGCGAAAAUUUCGGGCGGGUGAAAAUUGCUUGGGAAACAAAUUAACGUGAAAGCGACACAAGUCUUCGUCUCAAAUUUCAAAUUUUAACCUGCGAACGGGCAUGGCCUGCGGAGGAGGUAGUUAUACAUGCAGUAAUUUGAAGUGCAACUGUGUUUACAUUCAAUUUCCUGGAUGUACAAAAACAAACUAUUAUAUUCUCAGUAUUAUGCUGUAAUUAUAGCGGUUUAUACUAUAUGAGCCAGAGGUUACAUAACUGUUUUACUCAGUCUACCUAUGGCUAAUGAGCAUACCGUUAUCUAAAUUUUUCACUCCUUAAUGCUAUAUUCUGUGUCGUUAUAAAUUGCAGUCGAAUCAUAACAUGUAUAGCUAAGACGACUAUAUAUGGAAGCCUUUGUAUGAAAGCAUUAGAAAACAGUCAAUUCAAAAAAGGUUGUCCUUUGCAUGCAAACCUAAGUUAAACUUUAAGCGCAAAGUAAUGGAAGCACAGUUAAACUACAAGUUUCAAACUAAACUAAGUAGUUGAAUAUUGCAGCUAUUUGUGAAUGAAUUAUUCUUGUAAGGAGAUAUUUACCAUGUCUCUAAGAACUGGGCCCAUAUAUGAUUCCUAAAAUGAUUAAAUGAUGCUCCCAUCAUGCUUUGAAUGCUUAGAGGUUAAGGUUUAGAGUUUACGGUUUGCAAAGGUCUCGCCUCUCGUUUCUUUCGCCUCGAAAAGAGCCCCUGGAACCAGGGUAGCAAAGGAGAACCUUUUUUGAAUUAGCUGUAUAUGUAUAUGUAUAUGGAUAUGUCAAAGUAUUGAACUUUUCAAUCAUCAUUUGUGAUCUACUAAUACUAAUAGCCACUUAAACCAUGCGUUUUCUCAGUGAAAAAAUAUAUAGGCAAACCAUACAAAUAGUUAUAAUUUGAAACGUUUGCAAAAGUACAAUUCGGAAACGUCAAGUCAUGAUAUUUUGACUAAAUAUAGUCCUGAACUAAUAUUACACUCAAACUGUUAUCGUCUUCCGUAUGGAAAAUCAUUGGCAAUUUCCUUCAGAUAUUGGAUCGCUUCCAACCCACACGACCUAUAGCCAAGCUUUGUGAUUGGUUGAUUAUGACCAUAGAAAAAACAAUUACACUGCAAAAAAUUUUGACUCCCACAAUGUCAAUGAGUCAAAAUAUUGAAUAAAAUUGCUCAAAUUUGUGAGCAAAUUUUCAGUCAUUCAUUUUUUUUUACUGAAGUUAAGUAAAUUUUGUAACUUCAUUCAAAAGAUUGAGUAAUUUUUCAUUAUUUUAUUCAAGUUUUAAUUUCGAGUCAAUACACUCAAAGAAUUUUUUACAUCUAUAUAGAAGCAUUUUUACGGUAAAGAAUGAGUAACUGAUCAAGCUAUGCUGCUAAUAAACCUACAUCGAGAUAGAUCAAAGAGUAGACAAUACUUUUCUGAAGGGUUUGAAUCAUGCAGAUCAUUAAAAACUUGGCCCAAAAUGACCUGUCGCUAUGGCUACGUGCGCCAAUGAUUAACAACAAUUACUUUUCUAUCAGAAAACCGAUCAGGAAACGUUCUCACUUACAUGUACCCGAGAUAUUGCGUAAAGCUUUACGGCUUGCAUAAAUAAUUCAUGAGAUAUGUUAGCUAUAUAAAACGUAGCUACUACACUCGCCAACCCAUGCACAUUUGAGAGAUCUUUUAGACUGAAGAUAUAUCUCUACUGCACUUUGGGCUGAAUACCAAUGGGUAUACACAUAUUUAAAUUAGAAUUAUCCAUUGAUUAAGAUAAUAUUAAUAUAUUACCCUGGCCCAGAGGUUUUUUAGGUAACAAUACCCUCUGCGGCUUCCAGGGUAUUAAUAUAUGUGAUUCAGUAAUAAUUUUAUGGCGAUACUGAAUGAAUUUUUUUUCAUCAUUCUUCUAUAGACAUAAAAUUUGGUCUUGGAAUGCCAUUUGGUGGAAUGACAUUAGCUGGGACUCAAAAUUGGUUCGAGUGAGUAUAAGGCAGACAUCGCUAUUUGUGGUUAAGAAGACUUUAUUUUAAUACCAUUUCAUUCAGAAAAACUACGUACAGUAAUAUAAUUUCAAAUUUACAUAUUUCUUUAGGUUAUUAAAAGCAGCGAAUGUCUACUCGGUAAGGAGAAAAGCACAACCUGGUUAUAACAAAAUAAACAUUAAACGACGUCCAAUUUCAAGAGCCAGUACGUUUGAAGAAGACCAUCUUACUGAAACUAAAACCAUUGAAAAGGUAUAGAUCGAAUAAAAUAGAUUCUUAUCGAACCUCGUCACCAGACCUCUCUGGUGGUCAACCGUUUAUGCUUUUGAUUAAAACACAAGCUAUACAUGUAAACGUUUUCCGCACUGAAGUAUUAGGGGAUGUUCAUAUGAGCCGAGAUGAAUCGUGACACGAAAAUUGUUUCCUGCAUGAUCAUAAAUAUCAUUUGAAUGAACUUUCUCAGUACUGUACUGGAAUCAAACUAAUUUGCCGUUUUGGCUGUGAUAAGAAGUUUAUUAAACAAUUAUCCUGGUUAACAGGGACUUAGAUGUAAUCGUAAAAAUCAGAUUUGCACUCAAUCAAAUUUCAGUCAAUGAUGCAACUUUCAUUUGAUUUGAAUGUUGUCAUACAGACCCCUUGCGACCCACUUUCAAGCAUUAACUAACAAUUUAGGCAUUAUCUAUAAUUAUUUCCCCUUCUUUGUUUCAGAAAACGUCAGAGCAAACGAAAGUUGGUUCGUUGACAAAACCUCUCGCGCCCAUCAAGCCUCGUAUUCCUGUCAUCAACAUUAUUAAGUAAGAGUGAAAGAAUUUUUUGUAAAACUUUUUACGCCCCGUACUUUCACACUGGCCAACGCCAGCUACUUGUAAGUUUGGGAAAAUAAUAUCCCAUUAUUACAAAUUUCAGAUGAAACAGUCUCCGCGAAUAAUAACCGAUCUUGUAAACGGUAUAAUGUUUCGAAUUUUGUUAUCUUGUUAAGACGCAAUUAAUUUCAAUGUUGCGCAUUUGCUAUGAAAAGUGUUCCUCUCAAAAUUACUUUGUUUUAGCUUUAUUUUGUAGUUUAUAACACAGUUAGCAACCUAGCUUUAUAGAUGUAUCUUGCGGUUGAGAAACAUAAAACAAUAUAGUUAAUAAUGAAAAUACAUUGAUACAGUAAAAUUGACGUCAUAUUUUUAGAGCAAUACAAGCAGAACUUACUGAACUUCAGACAUCAUUUUCAGUUUGGCGUACCAUCUAAAAUCUUUUCACUUUAGCAUAAUUUUACAGAUAAAGCACUAAACAUACUUUUUAAGCUUGUUUGCCACUUGAAAAACGUAUUAGAAAUUUAAAAAUUUGAAUAUAGUCAUUACCAAGUGGGAAGUGGAAAUGUAUAUUGAUUAGUUUUGAUUGCGUGUUACGUAACAUACAAAAGAUUCUCCUCUCAAUAGCCGGAGUGUGUUUCAUCUGAAAUUUUGCGAAAUUGACUGCUGGUAAAGGAUUGUUGGCCUAUACGAGGUCGUAAAUUUAGAACGCUAUUUCAAAAAGCGCUCAAAUGAUGACGGAGAGAAAUGGCUUUUACUCCCGUGGUGGUGUGGGUGUAUGAAACAGGUUUUAGGGUGGAGUCCGGGGGCUGCUCACAGCAGACAAUAUUAAAAAAAACGACACUCGACAAAACUUAUAUAUUCCGGCUUACCCUUGAAAUUGUUACAAAAAGACUUGUGUAUUUGGGUUUGUAGUUGGCCUAAACCAUCUUUAUUCUUUAACAAUGUAAAAUUACUAAUGAGAACAGAUUCUACUGAAUCGGUCACCAGAAAUAUUAAAUAAAACUCAUUAUUAUUAAUCAGGCAAUCAAUCAGCCCAAUAUUUUAGAGCCUCUUCAUCGGAACACAGCCACGGUAAAAGGGUCAGUUAGGGGGGCUAAUCCCAAACAAUUCUGUCGACAUUUCCUGUGGGAGAAAACCGGCAGAGUACGCGUAGAAAACCCAUGACAUUCAGUAGAGCGUUGACUCUUUCAGAGGUGAAAGGCCCUAUGAUGUUGUCAGAUGACAAAAGCCACGUAUUUUUUAAAUGCCAUAAAAGUGCAUCUGAAAUUGAUCCGGAUAAAUCCGUCAGCGUCUAAACGUGUACCUUAAUGCAUGAAAUCGAUUUUAAGACAUUUAGACUUCAUUUAACUAUAUACUUUUGAAGAAACUUUGAUCUGAUGUCAGCCUUUAUUCAUUUUAACAUGUUGAGAACGGAUUAUAUUUAUCUUGUUUUCCGUAAGUUCUUUGUUGUUAUACUUUCAUGCCAAAAGCCAUGAACAUUGAAGGUCCCCCCAAAUUACAAAGAAAUUCAACUUUAAAUAUAAGCACUUAUAACAAACUCUAACAGAACUUUGGUUGAUAAGGGACACUUGCUUCCCUAUCAACCAAAGUUUUGUUGUUGUUGUUGGCAGUGCGUGGAAAGGGGCUAUAAUAUAGAUAAGACACAAUCAAAGAAAAUUGCUAGGCACAAUAUAAUACUGCGUGGAUUAAUAUCAAAGAGUCAUGAACUGUCUUAAAAGCACUUAUAACAAACUCUAACAGAACUUUGGUUGAUAAGGGGCACUUGCUUCCCUAUCAACCAAAGUUUUGUUGAUGUUGUUGGCAGUACGUGGAAAGGGGCUAUAAUAUAGAUCAGACACAGUCAAAGAAAAUUGCUGGGCGCAAUAUAGUACUGCGUGGAUUAAUAUCAAAGAGUCGUGAACUGUCUUAAAAACAUCUCCAGCAGCCUCCUACGCAGGCAUGUCUAGGGUUUUGCCUGCGAAUGGGUGUUCGAAAAUUCCGACCACCCGAUUCUCCGGGUGAUAUUUCUGCAUAUAAUGAUAUAAUUUGGUAGUUACACUUAUUGCUGACGUUAAUGCAACACUUUAAUUAGGAUGCGUUACAAGUGCUUAUCUUAUUAAUAAACGGUCUACGCGAGUAUAUCGUGUCUCUCUUUGAAGGCAAACCGAAAAUGGGUUGGUUAUUAAACAGAGAAAUUAUUAAGGCGCGAUGGGCUCUUAUGUUCAAACGGAAAUUUGGGGAUACGAUUACCUUCCUUCGUAUCUCAUUAAAAUGGCCUUUACAGUAAAUUCACCCAAUAGGCGUGCAUGCAAACACGUAAAUCCCUCACGCGAUUUUGUCACAGACAAAGUCUUUAGCUCUUUGUUUCAACUUUUCAUAUUGUAAAUUCAAAUAACCUAAACUUUGCACAAAAGAUAAUACGAGUAUAGUCGGUAUAAUGAUCUUUUUUCUUCUAUUAUAAAAAAUUCUAUCGAUACACUAAAUUCUUUGGAUACUAUACAUUCAUGGCGAAGUCAAAUAUAAUGCCGAUCUAUAAGAGUUAAAUAUUUUUCAAUCUUGAAAUAUUGCUUUUCAACCUUUAUUAUUGAGACUGAAACAAGUCCUUGCAAGGACUUGUCAUUCUAUGGUAAAAAAUCUUGAAUGAAAUCUUCAGUAAUACCAUGGUAAUACGUUAUGUAUAAUAAUGUUUUUCAAAUGGCUGUAUUUUGUACAGGGUGUCUCCAAAAACCCCAAAACUGUUGAAUUAACGUAUUGUUAAAAUUUGUACACCCUGUAUUUUGCUGUCAUUAUCUGCAUUCCUUACUUCAAAUCAUGAAUUAAACACAAUUCCGCCAAGUCCUAAGCAUAAUAUAUAUGACAUAGCCUUAUAGGGCCAGCCUCUGAAUUCUUCAGAAUUUAGUCAAGGUCAACAAGCGAGAUAUGGUAAUAAUAGAAUUCUUCGAGGGUGGUAGCUCAGUUAUUCAAUGGUUUCCUUGUUUUCAUUGAAACACUUACAUGCAUGUUUCUGCUAAGCAACUCUCUGAGUAUAUAGGAUCCCAAACAAGGAAAUAUAUUAAGUGUUCCAGGAAAUGAUCCCAAAUACUCCUUGAAUUAAGCAUUUAUGACUAUAGUGACUGAUUUGUCUUCUUCGAUCAAUUUUCGAUUUGUUUCGGAUAUUUGCAUCCAAUCUUCUGACUGAAGACAAAAGAGAAGACUGUUACCGCCUUGGAUGAAUUUAGAUUUGUUUAACUGACAACGACAAUCCUUUAUGAUAUUCGUCCAACAUGGCGACGAUGACGUCAGAUUCGGAUGAAAACCACCUAUUCCUAAUAGUGUUUUUUUCUAUCAUGAUUGUAGAGCGAGCAACGAAAGUAUUCCUGAUCUUUGCGUCUCGGACUCAUCUGAUGAAGAAUCUGAUUGUGAUGAAGGGGAUGAUCUCGUCUACGAAUGCCCUGGCUUAGCUGCUUCGGUAGGUGAAAAGCCGUAUUACAACAUUAUGUACUAUUUCAAAUCCGAGAGACCAGAUUUAAAGUCCGCGCGAUUUGAUUUUUCAUAAUCAAUUAACUUUAUAUACUUUCCUUCACUUAUUUGUAAAAAUAUUUUUCUAAACUUACUUACACUACCUACAUUUAAAUUCAUUGCCUGCCACGACUAGCUUGGCUACUUGCAGGUAAUGUAACGUAUAUUCUUUUUUUAAAUUUUGUAAACAUUGAAUUAAAUUAUAUACUUCAUCAGGUAUCCAGUAUUAUCAUGUGAGCAAAAUAAAGCAAUACGGUUGGCUAAUUUACUCAUGAAUUAUUAAUACGUUUGAGAUGCAUCUGAUGAAGAUCAGCGGGUUACAUUUUAUUGUAAACUUUGCAAUAUUAAAUUAACAAAUAUAGGAACAUAUAUUAUAUUAUCGCCAUGUGAAAACAUUAAUUCAACGAACUUAUUAUUUUAUCAACUUCUAUUUCUAUUUAGGCAGAAGAUAUGACUGUUGAAAAUCCUCUUUUCCAAGAAAAACACUUUCAAAGCAGUUACAGAACUCCAGAACUUGCCAAAAAAUACUGGAAAGAUGUGUUUGUCGAGUCCGUGUAAAAUUUUAACGAGAAUUCUGCGACCCUUUGGUGAGAAUUCCUCGCUGCAAAAUGGUUCCAGCGUUUUAUACCCAGCGUUCUUGGUCACGAUGUAUGUUAAGUGCCAAUGAUGCCGUCCCCAGUUUUAUCUUGGUGUAGUUUUAUACAGUCAUUUAGCCGUAAAGUUGUUGUAACGAAUGAGUUUUAACAAUCACUGCCAGUUUUAGUUAAUACUGUAUAUAUAGGGCGUUUUGGAAUAGUCUAUAUCAGUUUUAAAAUGUGCGCACAGUUGCAGCGCAGUACAUUUAACUAUAGGUCUGGACAGAAUAUUUUAGUAUAAUUAUGCAAAAUGUUGUUCAAAUAAGCGUAUUGUAUUAGUUACAUCAAUGUUUAGUAUUUUUGCACAAGCGAAUAUAACAAAUCCUGCAACCUGAUUGGUCAAAUUUGACGUAUUAAGAUGUUAUAUUCACGGCCAACAGGUGAAUAUAACAAAACCGAAAUUUGCAAAAUGGCGCGGCUAGCCAUUUUGUGGAAGUUUAUUGAUAAAGAAAUAAGAUUCAGUACCAGAAAACACAAAAAAUUCAGUACCAGAAAACACGAAAGACUUAUUCUAAAACAAUUAUUCGCCUCAGGCUCGGUGAUUAUCGGUGAGUAUUCACCUCGACUUCGUCUCGGUGAAUAUUCCCCGAUAAUUACCUCGCCUUCGGCGAAUAAUUGUUAAAUAUUCGCCAGUGUAGGUAGUUUCAAUAAUAAUAAAGUUUCGCAGCGAAGGCCGACCUGUCUUUAUAUUUUUCAGGCCAGUUGCCUCCCUAUUAAUGCGAAGCCAAUCAAUCGACCCUAUAUAUAUGGUGUAGUUAUAACAUCAGAACUAGAUUUGUUGUUAAAUAAAGUUGUAGUGUAAAUAAUUUAAUUUGUAGAUAUAUUUAAAGGAAAUUAUGAAUAUUUAUAAUCAAUGGAAUUGAUUUUAUAUAUUAUCAGAAUAUAUGAACAAUAUGAGAUAUACUGAACUUGUCAAGGUGUCUAUGUGUGUUUAACUGAUUGCGGUGCCCAAACGUAUGGCGUCGCUUUACUGAUUCGGCUGCGGAAUUUGUUAGUCUGUUAGUUUGUUAGGGACGAACCAUUAGAAAAGUGAUUGGGAGGGCAAAACCAAAAAAAAAUUAUCCCCAGAAAAAAAUUAGGAAAAAUUUUUUCCCAGACAUAGUGCAAAAAAACAAAAUUCCUAGCUUGGAAGAUAUUAAGCCUAUAAAUUUCAUUAAAAAAUACAUUUCCAGCCAUCAAGUGAGAAAAAAAAAUUUCUAUAGGUGUACAAAAAAAUAUAUAUAUUGCUUCUUAGAAAAUCCCCCCCUUCCCCCAUCACUUUUCUAAUGGUCCGUCCCUUAGUCUGUUGUUCCGAGUCAUAAGCCUUAAUUAGUAUUUAUUCAAAAGAGUAGUAUGUCUUCACGCUUGUGAUGCAAUUGUUUUGCGCAUAUGUCAGGGCACCACACUGUAAUAUUAUGUCUGGUAGUAACAUAGAUUUAUAAGAAAAUUUAUAGUACAAUCUGGUUUUGCACCUUCUAAUUCUUACUAAUCUUGCAAUACAAAGUUUUGUGCGCCCCGUAAUGGACCUUUCCCCUUCUAACUAAAAUUUUGAUCUAGAC
Messenger RNA from Paramuricea clavata, 10488 nucleotides. Lineage: Eukaryota; Metazoa; Cnidaria; Anthozoa; Malacalcyonacea; Plexauridae. The record is from the annotation of a GenBank genome assembly.